AUGAUAAAGUCGAAGGUGAGUUCUGCAGGUAAAAAAUUAUAUCUGAAUGAGGCUAGUCUUAUUAAGAAUAUUUAUGAUCACACUUCCCAAAUAGUGAAACUGGAUACUAAACCUAUCUCUAUUGAAGAUUUAUCGAAGUGUGAAGCAAUUGAGUCAGAUGAAUUGGCUUUACCUUUAGAGUAUCAAGUCCUGUCAGUUUAUAAGAAGAAAUUAAAGGGUAACAAUCCCAUAAAAGAGGCUGUUGCUCAGCUUCGAGGCAUUCAUUCACCUGUACAGAAGUUUAGAACGAUUUAUCGAGUUUUUAAUAAAGAGUCUAUGUUAUACAAAUGCAAAUAUUUCAGAUUAACGUAUUUCCCAACGGAUCAUUUUCUAUGUUUAUAUAGGAAAAGCAGACCUGCUAUUAAUGUUAUGACAUCAAAUCCUUUAAUAUUCAAUGGGAAUUUUCCAAGAAAGGAUGAUGACAAUUCAGUACCUCUUGAAAAUGCCCAAUCAGAGUUAACAAAGAAAUUUCGAACGAUUUUACGAAGAUAUCCAUCAAUCGAUCCCAGGGACUAUGCAUAUAUCAGAACAAUGGCACGUAACUCAAUUCGAAUCCAAUUUAUUAAAACCUGGUGUAAUCUAAAUGGGGACAAAGCAGUAGAAGAAGCAAUCGAAUACGGCCUCAAUAAGUCAAAGAAAACCAGUGCGUCACUUGAAAGUUUUAAAGAUGAGAAGAAGAAGUAUUCAUUUAUCGAUUCUGAUGGUCAGACUCUAGAAGGGGUUGCUAAAGAUGGGUAUUAUCAAUAUCAGGUAUUCAAAUUUCCAGAUAGGAAAUGUAAAAAAGAGUUUGAAGCAUGUGUUAGAGAAAGUGUGUCAGCUGUAGCCAAAUUAUCAUGGAGUGACAUUCUAAAAUGCAAAGGAACCGAUAAAAAUAUAUCAUGGGUCGAGAGGACAAACAGCUCAUUAAACAUAUCUGCUUUAAACAAAAUGUUGAAAGGCCAAGAAUUACCUACACUUCUGAGAAAAUAA
Messenger RNA from Vanderwaltozyma polyspora DSM 70294, 1008 nucleotides. It is a transcript of the gene PET130, whose product is annotated as Pet130p. Bases 1 to 1008 code for a protein of 335 amino acids. Lineage: Eukaryota; Fungi; Ascomycota; Saccharomycetes; Saccharomycetales; Saccharomycetaceae. The record is from RefSeq and is a predicted model, not a curated record. The transcript has a single exon.